AUAUUCAUGUUGUUCGGCAUAUGCCCUGGGGCGACGAGCUGAAGGAUAUGGGCGCGAACGCUGCGAGUGCUUCGCCCACGUCGGACCUGCUGGUGCUGCAUGCCGAUGUGGAUGCGUUCUUUUGCCAGGUUGAGGCGCUGCGGCACCCGGAGGCCGCCGCCCUGCGCGGCACUCCGCUGGCGGUGCAGCAGCACCAGGACAUCAUCAGUGUGGACCACAGCGCGCGGCAGGCGGGCGUCGUCAAGCACAUGGCGCCGGCAGAGGCCCGGCGGCUGCUGGCGGCUGUGGGCGGGCGGGUGCUGCACGUGUACUGCGAGGACGGCACGCGGCCCUCGUACCGGCCGUACCGCGAGACGUCGGCGGCGCUCAUGAGGCUGUUCCGAAGUCUGCUGCCACCGGGUGCGGUGCUGGAGCGGGCGUCCAUUGACGAGGCCUUCAUCGCUCUGCGGCUGGGACCACCGGCUGCUGCGCCGGGGACGGCUGGCGCGGCGCCUGGUGGUGUGGGUGCGGCGGGUGCGCCAGAAGCAGGAGCAGGAGCGGCAGCAUGCUUGGAAGCACAAGCAAGGCUCACAAGCUGCGGCGGCAGCAGUGGCGGCUCGGAACCGGCGGCCCAGCAGGAGCAGCAGCAGGGCGCUGCAGUACGGCGGGCGGUGGAGCUGGGGGAGCGGCUGAGGCGGGAGGCGCUGGCGCAGCUGGGGCUGCGCGUGUCGGUGGGCCUGGCCGCCAACAAGCUGCUGGCCAAGCUGGCCUCGCGCGCCGCCAAGCCGGACGGACUGCGGGUGCUGCUGGACGGCGGGGAGGUGGCGGCGCUGCUGGCGGACACGCCCGUGGCGCGGCUGCCAGGCAUGGGCGGCGCCGUUGCGGAGGCGCUGGCGGCGGAGGGCCUGCACACUGCCGCCGACCUGCGCGGCCACGGCGCGGCGGCGCUGCAGCGGCGCUUCGGACUGCGGCCGGCAGUGGCGGAGGCGCUGGCGGCGUGGGCGCACGGAGUGGACGCUCGGCCUGUGGAGGAGCGCGGCCCGCCCAAGGCUAUACAGGUGCAAAUGACGCUGACGCCCGUGCCCCGACCGGCGCCGGCGGUCAUGGUGGCUCGCGCCGUGGAGUCGGGCUUUGAGUGGGGCGCUGUGGCGGGUGCCGGAGCGGGUGCGGUUGCGGGUGUGGGUGCUGCACCAGGUUCCGCCGUGCGGUCGCCUGCUGCAGCACCCAUCCCCGCAGUGCUAUCACCGCCCUCGCCCUCCUCCACAGCUGCCGCUGGUGGUGCUGCUGCUGCAACGGCAGCGGCUCGGCGUAUGCUGAUGCCGCUGGUGCCGGCCAGUGGCGACGGCUGGUCGCGCCUGUCCCGGCUGGCAGCGAGCAUGGCCGGAGACCUGGUGGCUCGGGUGCUGCUGGACAGGCACCAGGAGCAGCGCUGGCCCGCCAAGCUGCGAGUGGAGCUGUCCACUCACGGCCCCACCGGCCGCACCGCCUCCCGCACCUGCGCAUUCCCCGCGCCCUCCCUCGCACCCGCGCUCACGGCCGCCGGAGCCGCGGGAGCGGUGGGAGCCGUAGGCGGCGGCGCCGCGCCGGCGGGUAUGGGCGGCAGGAGCAGCAGCAACAUUGAAGGCGACGGCAGCAGCCUGGGCGGAAACGGCAGCAGCCAGCGGUCCCUCGGCAAUCUCGGCGAUGGCUCAGGCGUUGUGGGUCCGGCUGGACCGUCCACAACAGCUGCGGGUGUGGGGCGGCAGGGUGCGGCGGUGGCGGUGGCACCACGCGGCGCCAGUGUGUAUGGCAGCGCCGUGCAAGGGAACGAUGCUGGUGGUGGCGGUGAUGGUGGCGGUGGUGGUGGCCAAGGGCUCAUCGUGGGCGAGCACACCUUCUUUUCACCAGAGCUCUCGAGCGCCCUUCGCGAGGCGGUGGUGGCCAACUGCCUGGCGCUGUGCGGCGCCCUGCUACCGCCCGACCAGGCCGCCCUGCCGCUGGUGCAGCUGCACCUCACAGCUGGCUCCUUCAGGCCCUACCGCGCCCUCGCCGCCGCCGGCUCCAUCCGCACCUUCCUCGGCCGCCCGCCAGCAGCUGCCACGGCGGCAGCGGCUGGUGCGGCGGCAACGGCGGCGGCUCCGGCUACUGUGGCUACGCCCGCCGCAGCUGCGGUCGUGGGCUCAGCAGCGGCUGCUGGGGCUGCUACAGCCAAAGGCGGGCUGCUGCCGCCUGCGGUGCAGUCCCGGGCUGGUGACAGAGGCACUUCCCGGGCGGUUGAGGCGGGAGGGGCAGGCUCGGGGCUGCAACUGCACCGGGAAACACCGGUGCAACAGCAGCAGCAAGCAGGCGGCAAGAGGCCGCGCAUGGCUGACGGAGUCGAACCGGCGAUGUGUGGGCCGUCGGCAGCAGCAGCACGGGUGGCGGCAGCGGCAGCAAUGGUACCGGCAGAGGUUGGCGGGGUGCAUGGCGGCAGAGCGCUGCCCAUGCAAGAACAAACAACACGCUUGCCGCACCCGCAGCCUACCAACUUGCAGCCUUGCUGUGAACGUCAGCAGCAACAGCAGGCUCAGCAGCCGCAGCCGCAUGCAGGGCUGGGGCCGCCACCACUGCCUCAAAUGCAACAACAGCAGCGGCCGCCGCGCACGCGGGCACACCAGCCGCCACGCCAUGUUCUUGCGCCCGCGCCGCCCAUCGACAUUGAAGAACUGCUUGCGAGGCUGUGGCCUCCAGACGAUGACAGCAGCGGUGUACGAGCGGCGGGCUUAGGGGCUGGAGGUGUGGCGGCGCUGCAGCCCGGUGGGCCGGGUGUGGAGAGCAGCGCAGAAGCAGACAUGGCGGCGUGGUUGGCGGCGUUUGGCGCGCCUGCGCUGCAGGAGUGGUGGGGCGGGUUGUGAUUGACGGAGAUAAUGCGUGGUGGGUGGUGUGUUCACCUCGGUGUUGUCGGACUACGCGGACACGGAAAAUGGGAGAGUUGGUUGUGUCGAAGACUGUUAAAGUGCCACUCAGGAUGCGUUGCUGACAAACCGUGCAUGUGUGGUAAUGCUGGCGGGUGAAGCGGGUGGAGCGUGUGCGGCGCUGUGCACCGGGUGCCGCGGUUUGGGGCUGCACCAAUGUCACCGACUUGUAAUGUGCUAAUGUAAUGUAAAGAGAACGCUAU
Chlamydomonas reinhardtii is the source of this 3115-nucleotide messenger RNA. RefSeq lists its product as uncharacterized. Bases 48 to 2852 code for a protein of 934 amino acids. Gene Ontology annotation, cellular component: nucleus; replication fork; site of double-strand break. Gene Ontology annotation, biological process: error-prone translesion synthesis; response to radiation. NCBI's taxonomy places the organism in Eukaryota, Viridiplantae, Chlorophyta, Chlorophyceae, Chlamydomonadales, Chlamydomonadaceae. Gene Ontology annotation, molecular function: DNA-directed DNA polymerase activity. The transcript is spliced from 9 exons. The record is from RefSeq and is a predicted model, not a curated record.